This is a messenger RNA of Onychostoma macrolepis, 4899 nucleotides long. It is a transcript of the gene notum1a, whose product is annotated as notum, palmitoleoyl-protein carboxylesterase a. Lineage: Eukaryota; Metazoa; Chordata; Actinopteri; Cypriniformes; Cyprinidae. Gene Ontology annotation, molecular function: hydrolase activity. The record is from RefSeq and is a predicted model, not a curated record. The transcript is spliced from 11 exons. Bases 881 to 2398 code for a protein of 505 amino acids.
GCAGAUAAAAAGUCGCGGAAUCUCUAUACUGACAAAAAUACCUGCAUAAGUUAGACUAAGUUUCCGUCGCAGUGGAGACAUGGGGAAAUAAAAACAAAUUUUAAAAAAUUAAAAAAAAAAAAAAAACUACACUGGACCUAGUGGAGGAAAUUUGACAAAAUGAGUUGCAUAAAUGAUAUAUUUAAAGUUAGGCACCAAAUAAUAAAUGAUAAAAUAUAUAUUUUAUAUAUAUAAAAUUAUAAUAGCAUACUAGCCUAAUAAUAAAGUAGCAAUUUUGUGUGCGUUUUAGGUUCCAAUGCCGCUUAUAGAUUCUCACGCUAUUCUCGUUGCAUAUAUUUAGCCUAUAUAUUUUUUUCCCAAUGCACGAAAGCCGUGUGUGUCAGAAGAGUCUUAUUCUCACUCUAUAAAUUCGCGUGGAUUAGGAAACAGGCAUUUCAAUGCCAAUAAAAGCUACCACAUCAAGUAAAAUAUCGUAGAUCAAAAGGACCAAACUAUGGGCAUUUUUUCAAUAAAUGAAAAGGACAGAAAUCAGUGCGCCCGGAUCACGCCCCGUUGCACUGCCCUCCACAGCGAUUGGUUCAUGGGAAAGAGAGCAGGGUUAAAACCCAGAGCGGUUAAAUACACAGGUAUUGAACAGAAGAGCACACCACAGUCAGUUUAAGAAUGUCAUGCCAGUGGAGGACCCAGUCUAUUGAACAUUAGGAAGAGAGAGAAAAAAAAACAAAAAAAACUUAAAGGACUCCUAAGUGUUGCACUGAGAAAGCUCACCUGUUCAUCUCACUUAAGUUACUUUGGCUUUGUGAAACUGUUUUGCUUUUGAAUUUUGUGUAACCGGUUCUGCAGAUUUUCAGCAACCUCUCAGGAUUUUGAGGAAAGCGUGAUGGAGUGCAGGCGGCCGCAGAGGAGCAUAAGGGUGCUGGAAGUCAUUCACUGGGCUGUGAUGCUGGGGUUGAUUCAGUCCGUCGCGCUCGGCGCGAGGAAAUUCCGCGGAGGACGAAACCCGCAGCCACGACGAGCGCUUCCCUCCGCUCAUUACCGGGACCGCGCCGAAACCACCGAGAGCUUCUCACUGGAUUUCACAGCUGUUGAAGAAAACAUGGACAAUUUCAUGACUCAGGUGAAGAACUUAGCGCAGUCCCUCUACCCCUGCUCGGCCCAGAAGCUCGACUACGACAUGAAGCUACAUUUCCUGGAGAAUACAUCAGUCACCUGUAACGAUGGGACCCCAGCAGGGUACUACCUGAAGGAGUCCAAAGGAAGCAGAAGGUGGUUAAUAUUUCUGGAGGGUGGCUGGUACUGCUUCAACAAAGAGAACUGUGACAGCAGAUACGAGACCAUGAGGAGGCUCAUGAGCUCCUCCAAAUGGCCACAAACUAAGACAGGCACAGGAAUACUGUCUUCGCUUCCAGAGGAAAACCCACACUGGUGGAAUGCCAACAUGGUGUUUAUCCCAUAUUGCUCAAGUGAUGUAUGGAGUGGAGCCUCCCCAAAAACUGAUCAAAAUGACUAUGCGUUCAUGGGUUCACUGAUCAUAAAGGAAGUUGUAAAGGACCUGCUCACCAAGGGUCUGGACAAUGCUAAGAUACUGCUGUUAGCUGGAAGCAGUGCGGGUGGCACUGGGGUGUUGCUCAAUGUGGACCCAGUAUCUGAGCUCCUGGAGGAGUUGGGUCACGCAAACAUCCAGGUCAGGGGUCUGUCCGACUCUGGCUGGUUCUUGGACAACAAACAAUACCGCUGCACUGACUGUGUGGACACCAUCAACUGUGCCCCCACAGAGGUCAUCAAGAGAGGAAUCAAAUACUGGGGCGGUGUGGUACCUGAGCGAUGCCGACAGGCUUAUGAAGGAAAAGAAUGGAACUGCUUCUUUGGAUAUAAAGUUUAUCCUACCAUUAAACGCCCUGUUUUCAUAGUGCAAUGGCUGUUUGAUGAAGCCCAGCUAACGGUAGACAACAUUCAUCUGACGGGACAGCCCGUCCAAGAGGGCCAAUGGCGCUAUAUUCAGAAUCUGGGGACUGAGCUGAGGAACACUCUGAAGGAUGUCCCUGCCAUGUUUGCUCCAGCUUGCCUUUCGCAUGAAUUCAUAACAAGAAAUUACUGGACCGACGUUCAAGUCAAAGGCACGUCUUUACCCAGAGCGCUCCAUUGCUGGGACCGUAGUCUACAAGAAAACAGCCGAAAUAAUAAAUCCCCUCCCAAAGGCUGUCCCGUGCACUUGAUCGACAGCUGUCCAUGGCCUCACUGCAACCCGACGUGCCCAACGAUCCGAGAUCAGUCGACGGGACAGGAGAUGAACGUUAUCCAGUUCCUCAUGCACAUGGGCUUUGAUGUGCAGAAGAUGGCCCAUCAGCAGGGCAUGGACCCAAGUAAGCUACUGGGCAUGCUCAGCAGCGGCAGCUAAAUACCGUGGAAGGACUCGCUCCCAGUUGGGACCGUGCUUCCCAUCAGUCCGUUUGAUACCUCCGACCCCAUACCCCUUUUACCCACCUCAGCUUUGACCUCAGGCUGAGCCCUGCCUUUAGUUGGGGCUCUGUGCCAACUCUCUUGGGCCUUCCAUCUCCAGAUCCCCUCAUUUGGUUUCAGUUGGUGUCCAUUUUGCUCCAGUCUAUACUAUUAUCACUGAGCAGCUUGGAGAUGGUGGAGACGCCCAAAACAGAGAUUUGGAACGGAGCCCUUGUCAGAUCCACCUCAGUUAAACCAUGGGCUGCUGACUGUUUAAAGGUUCCCCACACAACACGGUACCAGUGAAAGUACUGAAGAACCAUGUAACCAGGACAAGGUACACCUGCAUCUUUGCUCUUAAUUUAUCUUUUGGUUAUAAAAGUAUCACGAAUGUAAUCCAGUUUUACGGAUCUUCAGCAUUGUUGUUGUUGUUUGCUUUGUGUGUUUUUUUUAAGUUUUUUUAAUCUAUUUUAUCGAUAUAUUUAGCCACAGUUUAUUAGAGUUUUAUAUGUCCAUUCAGAGGAAGAAAAUACAGAGAGCAAGAGAACAGAUUAUCGAUUAUAGAGUUUAUAAUCUGUACCACAGAUUAUAGAGUUUAUGAAGUACAUGUAAGACAUAUAGAUCUACUCAAGAAUCUUAAAAACGGGAAUUUCAGAACAGGCAGACACUGGAUCAUCUGCUCUAAACCCAACAUCACUCUUGGGGUAUGGCUAAGUUGUGAUAAAAUGUCAUAAUAGUGUUUUAAGGAAAAGUAAUAGCCUUAUAAUAAAUUCUGUUACCAUUUACUAUCUCCCAUGCCAUUCCAAACAUGAAUUAUUUAUUUCUUCAGUAAAACACAACUGGAGAGCUUCUUAAAACUGUCCAAGUUUCUGUUUUUGCUACCAUCAAAGUUUAUGGUCAUUUAUACUGCCAAAAACGACAUAAUGGCACCGUAAAAGUAACAUAUUAGUCCAUAUGAUCAAUACAAUACAGAGUUCUGGCAUGAAACUCUAGAUGGCGCAGUCCUAUAGGUCUAACUCAAUCUGACCUAAUGACAUAAUUUAUCACAUGGCACAGCUGAUUGGUUCUCUCCUGUAUCAGUAGCCAAUGAGCUCGCUGCUAAACAUUCAAAUAUAUGACUAGUGCUUUCUGUAGCAGUUUGCAACAUGCUUCAGAAACCCUCCACCUUCCCCAGCUCCACCUGUAUAGGUCUGCUAUGUGGUGAUUCAUGUAUGCUAUAUAGGGGUUAUUUCAUGUAUGUUAUAUGUGCAGCAGCAGUAUUUCUUACAUGCUCACAGCAGCAUGUUGUGAAUGUAUUGGCAGUAGCAAGUCUCGGCACUUGCUCUGCCAACGUUAACAUUGUCAUGUACAUUACCAUGCCAAUCCCUCCGAGAGUUAUCAUGACAGAACUAUAUUUAAAGUCUUCUGAAGCCAUUCAUGCCAUAGCUCUCAAAUUUCAUUUGUGAUCAAGUAGACACAAAACGACCAUCAGUGACUUCAGGCCUUUUACCUGAACUCAAGUGUGAAUGACCGUUGUGAGCUCUAGCACUAAAAUCAGAAUAUGUAUCAUGGUGUGGAUGAAAAAUCCAUACUACAGGAUCAUGGUAUAGGGAAGUAAUCACAUGGACUACUUUUUGAAGACUUCUGAAGCAGUAUAAAUCCACUUGUGCUUGUAUACAAAAACAGAAGAUUGGACGUUGUUGAAAAUUCUUAAACUACAUGAGGGUGAGUAAACGACGUCAGAAUUUUUAGGUGAACUAUUCCUCUAUGGUACCAAAUGUAUACAUGCUCACAAAUCCUGGAUGAAAUGCUAAUUCCAGACAACAGAUCCUCUUUUUCAUAGUCACAUUCCAGGCACACGUUAUCCUGAAUGUGACCCUGCUACUCAGGUUGGUCUCUAUACCUUUUUGGUGUACUUUCAGUUGAACUCAUUCGCAUUGUAUUAAAAUGGGGAUUUCACCCAUUUCACUGUGUAUAAACUCUUGGGACAUCUUUUUCUUAGUAUCUUAAUGGUAAAAUAAGCAAAAUUACACUGAGUGAUAUUCCCUUUUGUGUAAUGAACCACCAUUGUACUGACAGGACAGUGAGGCGAUGGUUGAUCACGGUUUUAUCAAUGCAAAUUCUCACUCGAUUGGGAGAGGAUAUUGUGCUCUUUAUCUAUGUAUAGGUUUUCUUAACAGCUGACUCCUUUGUGAGUACUUUUGUCAAAUGAAGACACUCUAGACUGUUAAAAUAUUUAAUAGAAAUUACUUUUUUAAUAUAACUUUUUGUAGCGGUCUCAUGAAAAAUAAUAAAAACAAAUAAAUCAACCAAAAGAAACAAAAACAACAGAGAUGUGAAGGUAUUACUAAUUGCUAUUUUGUCCUGUAACAUAUUUUUUAACAGAAACUCAAUCUACAUUGCUAAGUUGCAUAUUUAUUUUAUGUAAAUCAUAUUUAUAAUGCUAUUUUCACAGAGAAGUGAUUCUUUGUAAAUUGUAAA